UGUAUGCACAGACCAAAAUCUCCGAACGCGGUUCCGAUCGGGGUGGGGUUGCGGUAUAUAUCCAACAACAACUUUCGAAAGACAUCACAGUCAUUUUAAAUUCCAUCCCAAAGUGCAGACCCGACGGGAGCCCGGCGUCGUCUGAUAAUGACGAAUAAGGUGCUCGUUUUCGCGAUCCUUGCCAGCGGUUUAACUUUUGCCGAGAGAGCGCCCUACAAACCGAGAGGUUGGCAACCCGAUGGCCAAUCUUUCAAUCCUGCGGUGGCUCGACAAAAAUCCUACUACGGUCCACCGCCUCCUCUGAACAGUUACGGACCCCAAAAUGAAGUUCCGGUUCCGGUUCCCGCGACCGCCGAACCGUCGAUACCUCGACCUCUGACUACAACAACCGAAAAAAGUACGACGACAACCACCCCGAGGAGUAGAGAACCGACCACCCCGUUCGCCGAAGAAGAUGUAGCCACUGGUCCCGCGCUUGCCAUCGCCAAUUCAUUCGCAUUCAACAGACCAAUUUACGUCUACAACAGUUUUCCAUAUUACUCCGGAUACACGGUAUUGAAGUAACGAGUGUAAAAGACCAGAUUAACGGACAAUAAAAAAAGAUGCGUUUUAUUUGGCGCAAAACUAAUUCGAACUCUCGAUGAAUCCAGAAUUUUUUUUUUUACCGUUCGAAGAUAAUUACUCGAGUGAGUUUAACCGACGAGUGGAUACCCGCUGGGGGUAAGUUUACUCGCUGUAGUCACGUACGAACGCGAUGUUUCCAACCGCUUUCUGUCUUAUCGAUCGAAGUAAAAGCUUGAUUUGUGAUCAGAGAUGAAAAGAAAAAAAAAACAAAAGUAUUCAAAUUCUUAUCCUAACUCCGCAAACUCCGGGUGGAAUUCACGGUCAGAUUUACAAUCGUAAGUCUGCAUGUUUUUUAACAUGAGCAACAAAAUUAUAAUGUAAUAGAAUAAAGAGGCGAGAAAUAAA
Molecule: messenger RNA, 969 nt
Organism: Athalia rosae (coleseed sawfly)
Lineage: Eukaryota; Metazoa; Arthropoda; Insecta; Hymenoptera; Athaliidae
Exons: 2
Coding region: 148-564 (138 amino acids)
Source: RefSeq, a predicted model, not a curated record